CUCUCGUCCACCGAUCCUUUAGUGAGCAAUCCUCUCUCUCGCUCUCCUGUGAGACGCGAUGCUUUAUACAGAGCUGUCAAAACGACGCAUACGGCUGCAGCCUCUUGAUGCCUCUAAACAAACCCCAUCGAUAUAUAUAUUCUUUAUUAUAUGCUAUUUUUGCGGAUUCAACCGAUUCACUUAUGAAGGGCGUAUCUCCGAGGGCUAAAGACACAGCUCGGUCUUCGGGAGAAGAUGCUAUACAGGAGAUGGAGCAAUAUGCUCGGAAAUAUGUUUGCAGGCAUAAACAAAGCUGUCUCACUCGUGCGCGUGCUUUUUCACACAAACACCGGGGACCAUGCAGAGUACUGUUAAACUUCAGCGACUGCUCCUUUGCUGUCUUGAAAAAAGUAUCGCUAGCAUUUUAAUUAUGAUUCACACCUAUCUUCUCGCUCGAGAAAUGUCAGUAGCGAUUCAACCGACAUAUAGAACGGUAUUUAACGAUUAUCCCUUACAAUGUCGGAUGAAUCAGUGCGUUCUUGUAUUUUGGGUCUUUUACGUCUAACAAAACCGCAUAGCGCUCAGCUGAGACGUCGGUGUAACGACCUAUUUAUUAUCGGGUGAUCGACUCGUGAACAGACUUAAAUACGUAAUCUGGUGGGCCCCUUUACGUGCUCUAGUGGUGGCCUAUAACAGAGACAUAUUAAGUGGUCAACGAGUGCUGGAUGUUGUGUAUGAGGAGUUACAGCGCCGCGGUGUUUUAGAAGCUCCCCGCGUAAGAGGCCUUGUCGAUGAAAUCAGAUGUAAGUACCAUUAUCUCUAUAAAUCACUGUUGUUGGCGGUUAGCAAUACAGGAGUUAUUUUUACCAUAGGCUAUCGGCAGUUUUACGAUGCGGGGAGUGACGAAGAAGAGGCUCUCGCUGAGGCGACGAGGGCUGUGGAGGAAACGGAUCUAGAGCGUCAAACCGCCCUCUACCAACCGCAGCAUGAGGAGAGGGCUGAGGAAGAGCCUAGGGCGAGCACCUCGGCAGCAUCGGCCGAACCGAUACCGCUGCAGCCCAAUUCUGAUGAUGACGAGGCGUCGACUAUUCUCAACCCCUCCUUGAUGUUUAGCGAUCGGUCUGAUAUACUGGCUGUGUACCGGCAAGCCAGAGCUAACGAUGACGACGGAGCGAUAGCGGGUCCAUCGUAUCACCACCAUCGUCAGCAGGAAGAUGACCUCGUACAGCCCGAGAAUCAGCUGCGGGUGUAUCCGAUGGAUGCUAAACAGGAGGAGGAGGAGGAGGAAGAGGAGGAGGAGCGUCUAAACGAGGAGCGAUUACAAGCUAGACGCUUCGGCCUAUGGUUUCAAGAGCUGAUGGAGUGUGAUUCAGGGUACUCGUCAGUUGACUCGUCAGCUGACUCGUUAUUGGCGUACCGCGAUUAGUACGAGAUAUACAAACGGGCGGGGGAAGAACACGCAAUACACAGGGGAACGAGGCUUUCGGGGAUGUGCAACCCCCGGGAGGGCGGAUCAUCAUCACGCACGAUACAGCCCGUUAUUUCAAACGUUUUCAACUACGUGGUCGGGAGAUAACAUUGCGUAUCCGCCAACCUCACGCUGGUACAAACGUGACAGCAUGGCUUGAAAGAGCAUUCCGCGAUCUUCUGACGCAUCUCACGAGUCACUGUGAGGGUGGUGACUACGCAGGGAUCUCGUUCUCUGCGAGCUGCUUAGCGCACGGCCCCGUUUGGCUUUCACUCCGUCCUGUCCGCGCCUAUACAUUUGUAGAUAUCUGGCAAUUAAUAACAAACAUAGCUCAAAGUGCAGCGUCUCUGGAUAUUGAUGAUUCUUUCCAUAUAAAAGUAUGUAUCGUUAAAGGUUUGGAGGGUAGGGGGCGAAAAGGUUUGACACACGAGGGCGUUGCUAAAAAAUCAAUUUUAAUGAUUCGAAAUACCGACAAUCUGUGUCUACCGCGCUCGUUAGUAACAGCACGCGCGUACGCGGAAAGGGGUGAGAUACGCUCGGGGGCUCUGCAUUCUAGAUGGCAGCGUAUACGGCAGAUUAACGGGUCGCUUCAAAAAGAGGCGGCGCUUGAGCUCACGAGAAGCGCAAAUGUUGUUAUGCAGCCUGCUGGCUGUGGUAUGCGCGAAAUUGCUAUAUACCAGAAUUAUUUGGCUCGCGAGGGGUUAGCUAUCGUGGUUUUCGAGUUUUUGACUUUGGGGCGACGCGAAAGACCGGUGUUUGACGGUACACAGACGGUUAUGGAUACAGUAGGCUCAGUCCGGCACACGUUAUACAUUCUGUAUUAUGAGCGGUCGCAUCAUUUCCAGCCUAUCUUGAAUCUGCGUGGUCGUGUAGGCAGCUUAAACUUCUGCGCAAUCUGUAACACCCGUUCUCGUCGGGAUCAUAGAUGUUUAAAAAAGAAAUGCCCUCGCUGCCUUCAAGCACCGCCCUGCGCUCUGUGAGCAGCUGCCGCGAUCAGAUGCGAGACAUGUAACCGCGAUUUUUUUGGGGAACAAUGUUUAGAAAAUCACAGGGCUAUUACCAUCCGUCGUAAACACAGGGUAAACACUGUUUGCGAGUCUCUUCAGCGGUGCCGUAACUGCUUUCGCGCGAUAAGACCUUUAGAGAAAAAGACGCAUGUGUGCGGGGAGGGUUUCUGUAAAACGUGUAAAUCGCGGCACCCCUAUAAUCGCUUGUGCUAUAUGAGGCCUAUUCGCGUCGAUGAGAAGUCAAAAGAGAACAUAUUCAUAUUCUAUGAUUUUGAAACGCAGCAGUGAACUCCUGUAAAAGGUGAACCUGCAACGCGUGUUCACGAACCGAAUCUUUGCGUAGCUCAGCGCGUCUGCACCAGGUGCUGCGAUAACGCUUCUAUAGACGAGCCGUGCGAGCAUUGCGGGGAUCACGAGUUUAUAUUUAGGACGAACCCUGUGUAUCAACUUGUGGAGUUAGCCAUGCAGAGUAUCCGGGGCUUCUCUCACAUAUUUUUAAUAGCCCAUAACGCCGGUGGCUUCGACGCCCAGUUUAUCCUGAGCUACUUCAUCGAGGAGAAAAAAAUACAGCUCCCGUCUUUAAUAAUGAACGGCGCUAAAAUCAUCACAAUGCGCGUUGGCAAACUCGUGUUUCUCGACAGCUUGAACUACUUUCACAUGCCUCUGAGCGCACUGCCUAAAUCUUUCGGUCUAAAAACUGCUCUCGCCAAAGGAUCUUUUCCGCAUCUGUUCAAUAGACCAGAGAAUCAAAAUUAUAUCGGGCCGAUGCCGCCCGCAGUCAAUUACUCUCCCGACACUAUGUGCCCGGAGGAACGCGAGCGUUUUUUUGCAUGGUAUAACGCGUUAAAGAAUGCCUCUUAUGUAUUUAUCUUUUCAAACGAGCUCAUAACCUAUUGUAAAAACGACGUUACGCUAUUGAGACAGGCCUGUGUGGUUUUCCGGAAAAUGUUCAUGGACAGCGGGCGCGUUUGCCCGUUUAGCGAAAACAUAACAAUCGCGUCCACCUGCUUUCAAAUCUUUCGAAAAAAUUUUUUAAAACCUAACACGAUCGGUAUUAUAGCUACGGGUGGUUACAGAUGGGCUCACAAUCAGUCAAAAAAAGCGAUCUCUUGGCUCGUGUGGAUGGAGCAUUCUUUAAACCGUCGUAUCAUUCACGCAGGUCGCUCGCGCGAGUUUAAAUUGCCUCAAAAUUUAUUAGUAGACGGCUACUACGAAACACCUGAUUCAACCCACGUGUUACAGUUUCACGGUUGCUAUUGGCACGGGUGCUUGAGCUGUUUCACUGUAAACAGAGACCGUAAACAAAGCGACGGUGAUACAUUGAACGAGCGUCUCGAGAGAACAAACGCUAUAUUGCAGAGAAUCCGCUCAAGCGGCUACACGUUAACUGAGAUUUGGAAGUGCGCCUAUGACGUAAUGGUAAAAACAGAUUUAGAGAUGAGCGCUUUUGUGAGUGAUCACGCUCUAGUUCGAGCGGAGCUCAAUCCGCGCGAUGCUUUUUUCGGUGGUCGCACGGAAAACAUGGUCACUGUACGAUGUGAAAGACGGGGAGCAGAUACGAUAUGUUGACGUUUGCUCUUUGUACAUCUGCAAGUACGGUAAAUAUCCGGUGGGCCCUCCAACGGUAUACGUCGGCGACGAGUGUAGGGCGUUGACAGGUCCCGAAAAUAAUAUCAGUCUCUCCCGCGUUGAGGGCCUUGUUAAAUGUACAGUGCUUCCACCGCAAAAUCUUUAUCAUCCGGUGCUGCCGGUGCGAAUGCACCAGCGCCUGUUAUUCGGGUUAUGUCGUAGCUGCUGCGAAACAAUGAACCAGGACGCGUGUCCUCAUGAAGACCCCGCGGAGCGUGUAUUUAGCGGUAAUUGGGUGGUGCAUGAAUUGCGAAAAGCUAUUGCGUGCGGGUAUAAAAUAUUAACCGUGAGCAAGAUUUGGCAGUAUGAGAUAACGCAGUACAACCGCGAUACACAGGAGGGUGGCCUUUUCACCGGGUACAUUAACACUUUUCUUAAAAUCAAACAAGAGGCUAGCGGUUGGCCCGAGGGCUAUACAGGUGAUGAGGCUGCCCAAGACCGUUAUAUAACUUCUUUCAAGACAGCCGAAGGGGUUCAGCUGGAGCGUAGUGCGGUAGCGAAAAACCCGGGGCUACGCUCGGUAGCCAAACUUUGUCUUAACUCCUUUUGGGGUAAAUUUGGACAACGCGAAAAUUUACCUCAAACAGAAAUAGUGUCGACACGCGAAAAACUUAUGGAGUUGCUAAACAGCCCCGAGCACGAUAUCACUGGUAUGCUACCUGUUAACAACCAGGUGCUGUAUGUUAAUUAUACGAAAACCGAUGAUGCUGUAAUACCGUCUAAUAUAGCAAAUACUGUCAUAGCUGCAUACACCACAGCCCAAGCCCGUUUAAAACUUUACACCUAUCUCGAACCGCUGGAUGAGCGUGCUCUGUACUGCGACACCGAUUCCGUUAUUUAUGUCACGAGAAAAGAGCCUGGAGAGUGUGAACCGCCAACGGGUCAGUUGCUAGGGGAUUUAACCGACGAGUUAAGCUCUUACGGCGAGGGCAGUUACAUUAAGUCUUUCAUCUCAGGCGGCCCUAAAUUUUAUUCUCUCAUAGUUAAUACACCGAGCGGUGCGGAAAGCGAGGUUUGCAAGGUUAAAGGCAUAACUCUGAAUUACGCAAACAGCUCGCUGAUAAAUUACGAAUUAAUACGGUCAUUUAUAAUAGGUGAGAGAGAAAAUCCUGUUGUACUACAGUUUGAUUCAAGCGAAGACGUGAUGGCGAAUACGGUUCGCUCCCUUACGGCUACAAAUAACAGUUUAUAAAAACUCUCGCUUUAAACAUUGUUAAGCAGCAUUGUAAAAUAUCUAUGUUAUUACUGUAAAAUAUUUAUACUGUUACCGGAAAAUAAAAUCUCUAUACAUGUUUCAA
Venturia canescens is the source of this 5381-nucleotide messenger RNA. RefSeq lists its product as uncharacterized. The transcript is spliced from 5 exons. The record is from RefSeq and is a predicted model, not a curated record. The coding region runs from base 3947 to 5275 and encodes 442 amino acids. Lineage: Eukaryota; Metazoa; Arthropoda; Insecta; Hymenoptera; Ichneumonidae. Gene Ontology annotation, molecular function: DNA-directed DNA polymerase activity; nucleotide binding; DNA binding. Gene Ontology annotation, biological process: DNA replication.